This is a messenger RNA of Alligator sinensis (Chinese alligator), 576 nucleotides long. RefSeq names its product trafficking protein particle complex 6B (gene TRAPPC6B). Lineage: Eukaryota; Metazoa; Chordata; Crocodylia; Alligatoridae. The transcript has 6 exons. The record is from RefSeq and is a predicted model, not a curated record. Bases 13 to 504 code for a protein of 163 amino acids. Gene Ontology annotation, biological process: regulation of GTPase activity; endoplasmic reticulum to Golgi vesicle-mediated transport. Gene Ontology annotation, cellular component: TRAPP complex; cis-Golgi network; trans-Golgi network.
CGGGAGCCGGCAAUGACGCGGGUGGAGAUGGCGGACGAGGCGCUCUUCCUGCUGCUGCACAACGAGAUGGUGGCCGGGCUGCACCGCGCCGCGGAGCAGGGGGAGGCGGAGAACGGGCGCUGCAUCACGAAGCUGGAGAACAUGGGCUUCCGGGUCGGGCAGGGGCUGAUAGAGAGGUUUACUAAAGACACUGCCAGAUUCAAGGAUGAGUUAGACAUUAUGAAGUUCAUCUGCAAAGACUUUUGGACUACUGUAUUCAAAAAGCAAAUUGAUAAUUUAAGGACCAAUCAUCAGGGCAUCUAUGUACUUCAGGACAACAAAUUUCGUCUCUUGACUCAGAUGUCUGCAGGGAAACAGUAUUUAGAACAUGCACCUAAGUAUCUAGCAUUCACUUGUGGAUUAAUCAGAGGAGGUUUAUCAAACUUGGGAAUAAAGAGUAUUGUGACAGCAGAAGUUUCAGUAAUGCCUGCAUGUAAAUUUCAGGUAAUGAUACAGAAGAUGUAGAACAUGUUCGGAUAUGGAUGCCUCCGCCUUUUUAAAAACAUGUACAUUAAAUACCUUAGUUGAUUAGCUCUA